Periophthalmus magnuspinnatus is the source of this 7648-nucleotide messenger RNA. RefSeq names its product roundabout, axon guidance receptor, homolog 1 (Drosophila) (gene robo1). The record is from RefSeq and is a predicted model, not a curated record. The coding region runs from base 727 to 5661 and encodes 1644 amino acids. Lineage: Eukaryota; Metazoa; Chordata; Actinopteri; Gobiiformes; Gobiidae. Gene Ontology annotation, molecular function: axon guidance receptor activity; protein binding. The transcript has 29 exons. Gene Ontology annotation, biological process: axon midline choice point recognition; axon guidance; Roundabout signaling pathway.
GUGUGUGUUGGAGAGCCGUGUGGGAAGGAGCCGGCUCCGCGGUGAGAACCAGCAGCGAAAGGGGCUGCGCUGUACGAUCCCUUUUCCCCUCAAUGAAAUCAACUCAACCCGGAUCCACGCUCCUCCGCACGCCUCCUGAGAAAUUGAGACACCAGCGGACUCAAGUGAUGGCAAAGUAACCGGGAAAGCGUGUACCCGUACCCGUUGGAUGCGGAGAGGACCAUUACGCGUAAAAGUUUUCAUUUUCACGCGCUCCGAGUGGAUGUAACCGUGCGGAUUCUACUACACCUUUGGGACUAUAUUCACGUUUUGUUUUUAAGCACUUUUUUCCCUCCGUCACCGUUGUGGAUUUAUUAUCUUACUACUUUUUUCCUGUGCUGUACAAAGGAAGUAAAUGUAUCCGAAGGGGGGACUGAAAGCGCUUUUACAACUGGAUCUAAUUCACAAAAAGCGAUAGCCUUCUUCUAGUACGGCUCGCUUUCCACAACACGAUAUUGGCACAUGUUUUUGCUCACCCUUGCGCUACUUGGACAUUCACACUUUACGAUGUUUCAUAUAGAGCACUGAAUUGCGCAAAGAGGUCGUUUUAAUAAGGGCCAUUUUUGGGGACCAACUAAGCGACUUUGCAUGUGGCGAAAUUGCGCUAUCCUUUGACAUGACGAAGUGGAUUUCUACGCUGGAAUAAUUUGGAUUAUUAACGUUUUUUUCAUUCGUAAGAGACGUUGAAUGAUGUCUCCUACUUCUAUUGGGAUAGUAGUUUUUGCAGCCACAAUUCUUCAAUUAUGCUCAGGGUCCCGUCUGCGCCAAGAGGACACUCCACCCCGCAUUGUCGAGCACCCGUCGGACCUCAUCGUGUCCAAGGGCGAGCCGGCCACUCUGAACUGUAAGGCAGAGGGCAGGCCCACACCCACUAUAGAAUGGUACAAGGACGGGGAGCGCGUGGAGACGGAUAACCCACGCUCCCAAAAGAUGCUCCUGCCCAGCGGAUCCCUGUUUUUCCUCAGGAUAGUGCAUGGCCGGAGGAGUAAACCGGACGAGGGAUCUUAUGUGUGCGUGGCUCGGAAUUAUCUGGGAGAGGCAGUCAGUCACAACGCAUCGCUGGAAGUAGCCCUUUUGCGUGAUGACUUCCGACAGAACCCUGCAGAUGUGAUCGUAGCAGCGGGAGAACCAGCCGUGUUAGAAUGUCAGCCUCCAAGGGGACACCCAGAGCCCACCAUCUCCUGGAAGAAGGAUGGGGUUACCAUCGAUGACCGGGACGAACGUAUUACGAUCCGAGGAGGAAAGCUGAUGAUCACAAACGGGCGUAAGAGUGACGCAGGGAAGUACGUGUGUGUGGGGACCAACAUGGUGGGCGAGAGGGAGAGCGAGACGGCCGAGCUCACUGUGCUUGAGCGUCCCAGUUUCGUGAAGAGGCCGGGCAGUCAGGUGGUGCUGGUAGACCAGAGUGUGGAGUUCAGGUGUGAGGCCAGAGGAGACCCAGUGCCCACAGUGCGCUGGAGAAAGGAUGAUGGGGAGCUGCCCAAGGGGAGGUUUGAGAUCCGUGAGGACCACACUUUGAAGCUCCGCAGACUGAACCCAGCAGACGUGGGCUCUUACACCUGCCUGGCAGAGAACAUGGUGGGCAAGGCGGAGGCAUCGGCAUCCCUCACCGUCCAUGUGCCCCCGGCAUUUGUGGUGCGCCCCCGGAACCAGGUGGUGGGCGUGGGCCGGACCGUCACCUUCCAGUGCGAAGCCACAGGGAACCCCCAGCCCGCCAUCUUCUGGCAGAGAGAGGGCAGCCAGAACCUGCUGUUCUCGUACCAGCCUCCUCAGCCUUCCAGUCGCUUUUCCGUGUCCCAGAGCGGAGACCUGACCAUCACCGACGCCGAGCACUCCGACGUGGGCUUCUACAGUUGCCAGGCCCUCAACAUCGCUGGCAGCGUCAUCACCAAAGCUCUUCUGGAGGUCACUGAUGUGGUGUCAGACCGCCCACCUCCUGUGAUCCGACAGGGCCCGACCAAUCAGACGGUGGCAGUGGACGGGACGGUGGUGCUGAGCUGCCAGGCCUCAGGAAGCCCCGCUCCCACCAUCCUCUGGAGGAAGGACAGAGCGCUGGUCUCCACCCAUGACUCCAGGAUCCGACAGCUGGACACCGGAGCGCUGCAGAUCCGUUACGCCAAGCUCAGCGACACUGGCACGUACACUUGCAUUGCGUCGACUCCGAGUGGAGAAGCCACGUGGAAGGCACAUCUGGAGGUCCAAGAGUUUGGAGCUCCUGUCCAGCCCAACAGACCAACUGACCCUGCCCUCAUCCCUUCUGCUCCCUCCAAACCGGAGGUCACAGAGGUCACUCGCACCUCCGUCACCCUGUCCUGGAAGCCCAACCUGCUGUCUGGAGCCACGCCCACCUCUUAUGUCAUCGAGGCCUUCAGCCAUGCGUCGGGCAGCAGCUGGCAGACCCUGGCGGAGCAUGUGAAGACAGAGAGCUUUGUGCUGAAGGGGCUGAGACCCAGUGCCGUCUACCUGUUCCUGGUGAGAGCUGCCAAUGCCUACGGCCUGAGCGAGCCCAGCCCCAUUGCAGACGCCAUCAAGACUCAAGACAUCCCUCCCACAAGCCAGGGCGUGGACCACCGGCAGAUCCAGAAGGAUCUGGGAGAUGUGGUCAUCCACCUGCACAACCCCACCAUCUUGUCAUCCUCCUCAGUGCGUGUGCAGUGGACAGUGGAGCAGCAGUCCCAGUAUAUCCAGGGAUACAAAGUGCUGUACCGGCCGUCUCCAGCAGAGGGGCAAGUGCGUAGCGAUUGGUCGGUUUUCGAGGUGCGUACGGCGGCGGAGGACAGCGCCGUGGUGCCCCAGCUCAAGAAGGGCGUCACCUAUGAGUUUAAAGUGCGACCAUUCUUCAACGAAUUCCAAGGCACGGACAGCGACGUGAAGAUUGGGAGGACUCUGGAGGAGGCCCCCAGCGCCCCACCCCGCGACGUCACGGUAACAGAGAGCGGAGACAACGGGACAGCCAUCCUGGUCUCCUGGCAACCGCCUCCGGAAGACGAGAGGAACGGGCUGGUCCAGGAGUACAAGAUCUGGUGCUUGGGAAAUGAGAGCCGCUAUCACAUAAACCGCACAGUCGACGGGUCCACGCUGUCCGUGCUCAUUCCCGGUCUGGCCACUGGGGUGCGUUACAGCGUGGAGGUGGCAGCCAGCACUGGAGCGGGGCCAGGGGUCAAGAGUGAGAUCACGUACUUCCAACUUGACUCCUCUGGUCGGAUGACGGAGGGGGUGAACGGCGGUAACCCACUGUCGCAGCAGAUCUCCGAUGUGGUGAAGCAGCCGGCGUUCAUUGCGGGCAUUGGUGCGGCCUGCUGGAUCAUCCUCAUGGUCUUCAGCAUCUGGCUCUACCGACACCGCAAGAAGAGGAGUGGUCUGUCCACUAGCUACGCAGGCAUACGUAAAGUUCCAUCGUUCACCUUCACUCCCACAGUGGCCUAUCAGAGAGGAGGGGAGGGGGUGAGCAGCGCUGGGAGGCCUGGUUUGCUGAACAUGGGGGAGAGCGCCACUCAGCCCUGGCUCGCCGACACCUGGCCUAACUCCUGCUCCAACCACAACGACUGUAGCAUCAACUGUUGUACUGCGGGCAACGGCAACAGCGAUAGUAACCUAGCAACAUACAGCCGUCCAGCCGACUGCAUCGCCAGCUACAACAACCAGCUGGACAACAAGCAGGCCAACCUCAUGGUCCCAGAGUCUGGGGUCUACAGCGACGUGGACCUGUCCAACAAGAUCAACGAGAUGAAGACCUUCAACAGCCCCAACCUCAAAGAUGGCCGAUUUGUGGGUCCCGGAGGGCAGCCCACCCCUUACGCCACCACACAGCUCAUCCAAUCCGCCAUACUGGGCAACAACAUGAACGCGGACCGCAUGGGGACUGGGGGGAGUGGGGGAGGAGGAGGUGGGGGAGGUCUGGGGGGCGGGGGGGACCUCAACGAGAAACACUGUUGGAAGCCCGGGCACCACCAGAACAUCAUGGAGCAGAACAAGCUGAACAAGGACCGCUACAGAGGAGGGGACAGCCCAAUGCCAGCCACCAUCCCUUACAACCAGCCCCACGACAGCCACACCGGGGGGUCUUACAACAGCUCGGACCGGGGCAGCAGCAGUACCUCAGGAAGCCAAGGCCAGAAGAAGGGCAUGCGGACACCCAAACUGCCCAAACAAAGCACAAUGAACUGGGCUGACCUGCUUCCCCCGCCCCCUGCUAACCCACCCCCCGGGCGCACCUCCAAUGACUACGCCAUGACCAUGCAAGACAGCUGUGACCCGGACAUGCAGUGCCCCAUGACCCCCUCACACAUGUACCUGCAGCCCGACGAGCUGGAGGAGGAGGAGAUGGAGAGGGGACCUACACCACCCAUCAGAGGGGCCGCCUCCUCCCCCGCAGCGGUGUCCUACAGCCACCAGUCCACAGCCACCCUCACCCCCUCUCCCCAGGAGGAGCUACAGCCUAUGCUCCAUGACCCGCACGACAGCCACGAGCGCAGACGUCAUGGAAUGAGCCCGCCGCCCCCUCCCCGCCCUCAUAGCCCCUCCCACACGUACAGCUACAUCAGCAGCCCACUUGCCCUGGACACAGACGGGCUGGAUGAGACCGAAGAGGAUGUCCUAGAGGGGGAGGAGGGCGAUGACACGGACGCGGAGGUGGCCAAAAUGCACUACCAUCACCACCCGCACCUCCACCCGCACGUCCAGCCCCCCCACCUGCACACCCACCCACGUCGCCUGCUGCUCAGGGGCCUGGAGCAGACCCCCGCCUCCAGCAUGGGGGACCUGGAGAGCUCGGCAACGGGCUCCAUGGUGAACGGGUGGGGGUCGGCAUCGGAGGAGGAUAAUGCGUCUUCAGGUCGGUCCAGCGCGGUCAGCUCCUCCGAUGGGUCCUUCUUCACUGACACAGACUUCGCACAGGCGGUGGCAGCGGCAGCGGAGUACCAAGGGCUCCGGGUCGGGCACAAGUAUCCCGGCAGCACGCAGGGCCCCGAGUGUGGGACCAACUCAGCACGAAAAUACCAAAUAGCAGGGCCAGGUGUGCGUCCCGCCAGCCCCGUGUCCACAGACAGUAACAUGAGCAUGGCAGCGGUCCAGAGGAGGCCUCCUAAGAAGCAGAAGCAGCACCCGGGAGGGCAGAGGCGCGACCCGUACAACGAAGAUCUCCCACCUCCUCCCAUCCCUCCUCCAGCAGUGCUCAAGUCUCCCACACACCCCUCUAAGGCAGCCAUGGAGGGGAGGGGGGUGGUGUCUCCAAAGGCUGGGGAGAGAAGAGGAGGAGUGGGCAGCAGCUACCGGCCCAGAGACCCCUCUGACCAGAGGAGCGAUCAGAGGAGUGACCAGAGGAGUGGGUCUACGGAGAGGAGGGAGAGCCCAGACAAAGCAGUGAACCAGGGAGGCAAAGGGAACAAGGCCCGGCAACACACAGGCUCAGAGGACAUCAUGCCCUACAGCAGACCGCAGUUCCCCUCAGUGAACAGCCCCCGGGACCCCAGCUCCUCCAGCUCCAUGUCCUCCAGGGGGUCCGGGGGCCGCAGGAGAGGGGAGGGGGGCCCCGGGCGCAGGAACCCUCCCACAGAUAUGAGCCUCAGCACCACAGGGGCCUUCACACCAGGAGAGGAGGAGCGGGAGAUGAUUGAGAGCUGAAGACCUGAAUGACCUUUAGAAGAAAUGUUCUGAUUUGUCCUGAUUUGGAGCAUCGUCGUUUUCCACCAUUUGGAACUGGUCUGUGUUCCACUUUGAAUUUGGACUCUCUUUCUGUACAUGUGUUCCUUUACCAAACCGACCAAUGUUUUUUCUAACUUUCUACAUCUGUUCAAAAGACAAUAGAAUGUUGCGUGGAAUCUUUGAAUAUCCCAGUAUAUUUAUGUUCAAUUCCAAUGCAAUAUGGAGUCAUCUCCUCAACAUCACUCGGCUUGCCUUGACCUGGACUGUACUGAAAGCUGCAAGCAUUUUUUGGGGGAAACUGUGUAAAUAUCAAUGUAACGUCCAACUGUUCGACCCACGAUGGUACCUCGAUCCGUCUUCCUCGUUUGAUUAUUUUUGCAAAAAAUUUUUAAUGAAUAUAAUUAUUUUACCAUUUCCAUCCAUGUUGUAAAUUACUAUCUUAUGGCGGUCAACAGUCCCACCCACUUCGACAUCUGUUCUGGUUCCCAAAGUAAAUUUUUCAUUCAUUUUUCUCAUAGACUUCGAAAAAGUCAAAUGUUAUAAUAAGAGUUCAAAGGCAUUGCAGAGGCCUACCAGCUAUGUGCUAGCUAAUAUCCAUAAAACAGUCGUUUUAAGUCCAAAAAUCACAUUUAAAUCAGCCAUAUUGUGCUUGUGUGUGCACUAUAUGGCACAUGUGGAUUAUUCUGUUAUAAUGUGUACAUUUUAAAUUGAAAUAUUCAUCUGUAUCAAAAUGACUACACAACGCGUGUGUGUCACCGUGUGUCACCGAUUAAGAAAAUAAAACUGGAGAAGUAGAGAGCAGUGGGCUCAUCAAAAACAUGCCCGCAAAGGGUUUAGAUAUCAUUCAUGCAUGUUCUCUCUGUUCGGUUAGCUGUAAGAUUCUGCACAAUGCUUCGUCCACAAGCCUCAUCAUCCAGAUAUACAAAAGCAUGAUGCCAAAUUGUACAUAACAACUUCACAAACGUGAUGACAGAAUCACGCUGAUUGUGUUGUGAUAGUGCUCUGAAGAGGGAGUGACUUAACGUGGGGAGCAAAGGGUGAGGGGAUUCAGAGUAUGAAAAACGAAAAUGAAACUUAUAAAACAUAUUAAUACACUGUUUUUCGGUGAAUAUAGGAUUUUCAAAACAAUAAAAGGUAACAUGGUGAUCUAAAUAUGUUAUGUACCCCCUCUUUAAAUAGAAUUAUAGUUCUUGUGGUCCUCAGUUACCACAUAGCUGAUUAGACCUGAGCAUUCAAACUUUUCAUAUUCAUGUUUUUUUAGUCUAUGAGUCUAUGAGAAAAAUAAUGAAAAACUUAUUUCCGGACUCAGGGGGUGGGCGAUCACUGUUGAGCUUCAUUUUGCUGCCCCAAGAAAGUGCCACUUUGGGAGAAUUUUCGUAUUUUGUUUUUUGUAAUGCACUGUUGCGUCGUGUUGAUGUUCGUUCUAUGUUCUAUGUUUUACUUUGGUUUUAAAAGCACAAUCACUAGACUUUAUUUCAAACCAUUUUUAUCUAUUAACCUUUUUGUCUUACUGGAGGAAAACAGGUAUGACAAAAAUGCGUGUAGUUAUUCUUGAAGCUGACGGCGUUGUUAGGUUUACGAAGGAUGCUUUUUGUUAAUUAUUAUUUUAUUUUGAAAAGAAAUUCCUCGCAUUCUUAUUGGUUGCCUCUCCGGUUUAAUUGACAAGUAAUGAAUCACAGCUGCAAUGUAAAUAACUUGUGGAACUGGCCAUGAUUUAAGCGGUCUUACAAGCAGGAAUGGUAAUGCACUUAAAAAUGGUUUUCAAAAUGGCGUUAUCAUGGUGACCGGAGAGGUGGCGAAUGGAAGGAGGAGAGGAGCUUCGUUUCUUGAAUUGAUGGGCAUUGGACCCUCAGGAGGAAGGGAGCUGUUGUUUAUUCAUAGGACAUCUGCAAACAUUUGUUUCGUAUGGCGAAAAAUACAAAAAAACUGAACUAAAAAAGAGAAAUAAAAAGGUUCAAACUAUAAA